AUGGCAGAAAGUAAUUCUUCGCGCAACCUUGUUGGACUCUUCCAGAAGAAAAGCGAGAGACGAAAAGAAGACAACCCCAGUGUAGAUAAGAAAAAAAAGCACAAAAGGAGAUACUCUGUAAGACUCAUAAAGGCUUGGAAGUUCGAUAAGGUUGAAAGUGAAAUUGAUCCAAGUCGUACCGGCACCGAAGGUAACGGGGCGAGAAAUACCGUGGACACUAAAGCUUCAUAUGAAAAGGAAAAACCGAAGAAUACGCGCCGAAGGUUGCCGUUCGGAAAGCCAAGGGCCGUGGGACAAAAAGAGUUGAGUUCAUCCGAAGAUACAACAGAGGCCGUGGAAGAUGAGGAAGCUCCCCUUCAGUCAGCGCCGACGAAUGAACUGUGGAAAUCGAAUGAACACCAAAGUGAUUCAGAACAGAUUGAAAUAAGGGAGUUGGAAGACGAUGGAGAGGAAGAACUGAGUUGCCAGGGCGACACAGUGCCCGAAGUUCCUCCCGAAGAAGAAGUUAAAGAAGUAUUGCUAGAGAUGGUUGCAGAAAUCGGAGUUUCGUCACAAGACCUCAUCCCGGAUGUUGCAUCUGAGACGCAAAAAAAUGCGGGCAUCUCAACUCCUAAUACUUGCCCAGACGAAAACCCCGCGAUCGUCCCUAAUCCCGAGGAAGAGCCGAGUGGCUUCGAGGAUAAGAUAAGUCCGUUAAAAGAGCUAAUGUUUAAUGAAGAGCGAGCAAGUCAAGUUGAUGCAAUCUCCUCAAAGUUCCAUUGCGAAGUCUGCCUGUAUGUAUAUGAUUUUAGUAUCGGUAGUUUGAUUGGCGUGUGGAGUUUCGUCGUUGGGCUGGCUAGAGAUGCUACGAAACAGGUUUUCUUGUAUUUCAUUUCCUCUUUGAUCAAGCAGUACCCCCACUGUUUCAAAGUUCAACUAAAGAAAGGAAAACGCAGAAGCCAAACGGCAAAGCCGAAAAAGGUUACAUUCAGUGAAAUAAUUUAG
Porites evermanni is the source of this 984-nucleotide messenger RNA. NCBI's taxonomy places the organism in Eukaryota, Metazoa, Cnidaria, Anthozoa, Scleractinia, Poritidae. The record is from the annotation of a GenBank genome assembly.